Phragmites australis (common reed) is the source of this 7591-nucleotide messenger RNA. RefSeq names its product protein SWEETIE-like. Gene Ontology annotation, biological process: carbohydrate metabolic process. NCBI's taxonomy places the organism in Eukaryota, Viridiplantae, Streptophyta, Magnoliopsida, Poales, Poaceae. The transcript has 48 exons. The coding region runs from base 141 to 6827 and encodes 2228 amino acids. The record is from RefSeq and is a predicted model, not a curated record.
CCAGCACCCAUCAGCAACUCCGAAAUCGCGACACCCCAUGGCCCGGCACUCGUAGAUCUCGCUGCCCCCAAACGCCCGUCACGCGCUCCCGCUCCUACCAUCCAUCCCCUGCGCUCUCAACCCCUCCCUCCUUCCCUCCCAUGGCGAAGGGCGGCGGCGGCGGGGAUCCCAUCCCGCUGUCGCGGUUCGGCGCGCUGGUGGCGCAGCUCGAGUCCGUGGUGGCGUCGGCCAGGCAGAAGCCCCCCGACGCGCUCCUCUGCUUCGACCUCCUCUCCGAGCUCUCCUCUGCCAUCGACGAGGCCCCCAAGGAGACCAUACAGCUUUGGCAAAGGAAAUGCGAGGAUGCUCUCCAAUCCUUGCUCGUCCUUGGGGCCCGCCGCCCUGUUCGGCGCCUGGCGUCAUCAGCGAUGGGGCGAAUCAUUGAGAAAGGUGAUGUGAUAUCGGUAUACUCAAGGGUGAGUACCCUACAGGGAUGGUUGGUAGAUGUGAAAAGAGCAGAGCCCAUGGCAUGUGCAGGUGCAGCACAAUGUCUGGGAGAAAUUUACCGGUUAUUCGGGCGCAAGAUUACUUCAGGUUUGAUCGAGACAUCAAGCAUUGUAGCCAAACUCAUGAAGUAUCAUGAGGAUUUCGUGAGACAAGAUGCACUUCUCUUGCUUGAGAAUGCAUUGGAUGGCUUUGGUGGUGGUGGUGGCGCUUCAGCUUAUCUGGAGGCUUUCCGAAUCAUCAUGCGAGGAGGUGUAAGUGAUAAAUCGUUCAUUGUCAGAGUAGCGGCAGCCCGAUGCUUGAAGGCAUUUGCUAAUAUCGGUGGGCCUGGGUUGGGGAUGGCUGAACUUGAUACUUCUAUGUUUUAUUGUGUCAAGGGCUUGGAAGAUGAUGUAUCGUCAGUUAGAGAUUCAUUUGCGGAAGCACUUGGUGCCAUACUUGCUCUUUCAGUAAACCCAGAUGCCCAGGUAAAGAAAGGAGGAAAAAAGCAAAGUGCUUCUGCAAAGAAAUUUGAAGAUGGCAUACAGAAGCAUUUAAUUUUGCCAUUUGUCAAAGCAAAUGGAGCUAACGGGAAGAAACUUCGGAUUGGUUUGGCUUUAUCGUGGGUGCUCUUUCUGCAGAUGAUUCAUAUGAAGUAUGGCACCCCAGAUAGUGAACUUCAAAACUACGCCAUACAAGCGAUGGAAAUUCUCCAAGGAUUUGAUUCUCCUGAUCCACAUGCACUGGCAUGUGUUUUAUAUGUUCUUCGAGUUGGUAUUGCGGAUCAGAUGACUGAGCCGACACAGCGUGAUUUUUUGGUAUUUCUGGGAAGAAAGUUGGAGUCUCCGAACUACACUGCUCCGAUGAGAGUGGCAACAUUACGUAUUCUGUCUUACCUCUUGAGAAGCUUGGGUGAGGUUCCGGCUGAAUUCAAGGAGGUUCUUGAUAACACAGUUGUCGCAGCAUUAUCUCAUUCUUCAGCUCACGUUCGUGUUGAGGCAGCUUUAACAUUGCGUGCUUUAGCAGAGGUUGACCCUACAUGUGUGGGUGGUUUAGUUUCAUAUGGUGUCACUACAUUGCAUGCUCUUAGAGAGACCGUAUCAUUUGAUAAGGGUAAAAAUUUGAACCUGGACCUCGAUUCACUACAUGGACAGGCUACGGUGUUAGCUGCUCUUGUUGCUAUCUCGCCAAAGUUGCUUCUUGGUUAUCCUGCAAGGCUGCCCAAAUCCGUACUCGAAUUGUCCAAAAAGAUGCUGAAUGUCUUCAGUCGAAAUCCAGUGGCUGCUACCACAGAGCGUGAAGCUGGGUGGUUGCUUUUAGGUUCUCUUUUAGCAUCCAUGCCGAAAGAGGAGCUGGAAGACCAGGUAUUUGAUGUUCUUUUGCUAUGGGCUGGUCCUUUUACUGGAAAUCCUGAAUCGUACCUUCGUCAUAUACAGGAUUGGGCUUCAGAGCUGAGGGUUCUAUCAGUUGCAGUCGAGGCGCUUACUGCCUUCAUAAGAAGUUUUGUUUAUCCAAUUAUCACAACUGCGGAUGGUGGAAUCUUGCUUAACCCUGUGCUGGCCUACCUUGGUGGAGCUCUAUCCCUUGUAUCUUCGUUGAGCUCUAAGCAAGUGCCAAAUGUCAAUUCUGCACUGAACCUAUUCACAACUAGAACAUUGAUGGCAUAUCGGUCCCUUUCCAAUCCAGCGGUAUAUAAAUCCGAGCACCAGCAGAUGCUUCAGCUAUGUUCAAGCCCGUUCAGUGAUCCUUCUGGAUGGGAAGAAAGCUCAUGCUUGAAGUUUUUGUUGGAUAAGAGAGAUGCUUCGCUGGGCCCGUGGGUACCUGGAAGGGAUUCAUUUGAGGAUGAACUACGAGCUUUUGAUGGUGGUGUCAAUGGAUUUCUACCAUGCGUGUGGGAUGAUGAAAUCUGCAACUUUCCUCAGCCAGAAUCAGUUAGCAAAGUGCUCGUCAAUCAGAUGCUUCUCUGUUAUGGUUCCAUCUUUGCAUGUCAGGACAACACUGUCAAGAUAAGACUCCUGAACAAUCUUGACCAGUGUCUCAAGUCUGGGAAGAAGCAUUCAUGGUUUACAUUUCUUGUUACAAAUGCAUGUGUUGCUCUAUUGUCAGGGUUAAAGGAAUUGCUCACUCUACGUGGUGCUCAAUCAUUGCCAAUAGAUAUAUUAAGUAUGAUCCAGUCCAUAUUCAAGGGCAUUUUAGCAGAGACUGAAAUUUCUACAGCACAGCGGCGAGCAGCAUGCGAGGGUCUCGGUUUAGUAGCACGAGUUGGGAAUGAUCUCUUCACUGGAAGGAUGGCUCGUUCUCUUCUUGGAGAGCUGAUAACAGCAACAGAUCUGAGCUAUACAGCAUCUGUUGCCCUUUCACUGGGCUGCAUCCAUCGAAGUGCUGGAGGAAUGGCUUUAUCUACUCUGGUUACCCCAACUGUGAGCUCGCUAUCUCAUUUGAGUAAAAGUGCUAAUUCCAAUCUGCAGUUGUGGUCUUUGCAUGCUCUUCUUUUAACCAUUGAAGCUGCUGGCUUGUCUUACGUCUCCCAAGUUCAGGGGACACUUUUCCUUGCUAUGGAGAUUCUUCUCUUGGAAGAAAAUGGAUACGUGGAUCUUAGACAGGGAAUUGGUCAUCUUAUCAAUGCAAUAGUAGCAGUUCUUGGUCCUGAGAUUGCUCCUGGUAGCACAUUCUUUUCACGCUGCAAGUCUGUCAUUGCAGAGAUAAGUUCCUCGAAUGAAAUGGCUACACUUUUAGAAUCCGUUAGAUUUGCUCAGCAGCUUGUUCUUUUUGCUCCUCAAGCUGUUCCUGUGCACUCCCAUGUUCAAGGUCUUGUCCCGACACUUUACUCAAGACAGCCGAGUCUUAGGUAUUUGGCAGUGUCGACUCUGCGUCAUCUGAUUGAAAGAGACCCGGCUGCAAUGAUCAAUGAAAACAUUGAGGAGAAUCUGUUCAGUAUGCUUGAUGAGGAAACAGAUUCUGAAAUAGUGAUGUUGGUUCGUACAACUAUUAUUCGCUUAUUGUAUACAUCGUGCCCACUACGUCCAUCUCGGUGGUUGGCAGUUUUGCGGAAUAUGGUUCUUGCUACAUCAAUUUCAAGGAACACAAAUGAAAGUCUGUCCAGUUCUGGACAUAAUCCACUUGAUAGUACAUCUGAGAAUGAUGUAUACUACGGAGAAGAUGAAGACAACAUGAUUUCCAGCUCAAAGCAGGAGAAAGUACACCAGUCUGCUUCUAUAGUCAGCCAAUUUCCUCAAAGAAAUAAGCACCUCAGAUACCGCACCAGGGUUUUUGCAGCAGAAUGUGUUAGCCAUGUACCAGUUGCAGUUGGAGCAGAACCAGCUCAUUUUGACCUCUUGUUGGCAAGGAGCACAAUAGCUAAAGGGACUUAUUUGUCAAAUGAUUGGCUAGUGCUUAAGCUGCAGGAGUUGGUCUCACUGUCAUAUCAGAUAAGUACUGGACAGUUUGAAGGGAUGCAACCGAUAGGUGUUAAGCUUUUAUGUUUGAUUAUGGACAAGUUUGGCAUGGCAGUGGAUCCUGAAUUUCCUGGGCAUAUCUUGUUGGAACAAUUUCAGGCCCAACUUGUUUCCGCUGUUAGAACAGCUAUAAGUACUGCUUCUGGUCCACUUCUUUUGGAGGCUGGACUUGAACUCGCUACAAGGGUUAUGACAAGCAGCAUAAUUGGCGGGGACAAAGUAGCUCUAAAUCGUUUGUUUUUGCUGAUAUCACGCCCACUAAGCGACAUAGAGGGCCUAUUUUAUCCAUCUUUUGCUGACUGGGUAGUGUGCAAGAUAAAAGUUCGCCUUCUUACUGCCCAUGCUGCAGUCAAGUGUUACACCUAUCAAUUCUUGAGGAUGAAGGAAAAUGCUCCUGAUGAAUAUCAGCAAUUAGCACCUUUACUAGCAAAUAGCUCAACUCUAUUAGGAAAAUAUUGGGUUGGAGCCCUCAAGGAUUAUAUUUCUAUAAGCUUUGGUUUGCACUCAAAAAUUAAUUACAAGCCAUUCCUUGAUGGGGUUCAGUCAUUAUUGGUCUCGUCAAAGGUGCUGAAGUAUCUUGAUGAAGUUUGGGCAUUAAUUCUUCAAGCAACAGCGCUUGAUGCUGCUCCUAUGGAGUUUGACAUGGAGUCUGAAGAUUUACUUGAACAGUCAUUUAUAUCUGGGCAUAGCAUGGUCAAACUGGAAAGGAUUGAAUUCCAGUUUCUUUGGGGACUAUCCGUCCUUGUGCUAUUUCAUGGACGCCAAUCAGUGAAGAAUAGUGCUUUAAAGAUCAAUCUUGACUAUAGUCAAGAUAAAAUGUUUGGGGAAUUUAUUGUUCAUGGACUAGAUGAUCCAAAACCAUGUGAUCAGGUCUUACCUGUGUUGUUAUCUCUCACAACAAAAGUCUUUUUCAGCAAGAAUUUCCUAUCAGUGGAUAUUUGCGAGGAACUCUUCCAGGCUCUUACAUAUGCUGAUUGCUCAAGUGCUCCUAUUGUACGUCUGUUCACGCAGAUUAUCAGAUUCUGCCCUGACAAUUUUUUUGAGGUGGAAGCCUUUGUCUUUUCUGCAUUAGAGCUCUACUCUCAGUAUCUCGCCAUGAUCCUUCAAUGCAGGGAUGGAAGUUCUCAGAAAUGUUCUAGUAAUACUUUGAUUUCUGAAUUGUCUGUUGCAAGUGAGUCUAUGGCUUGUCGAAUGAAAAAAGAGCAGCAUUUGUGGAAGCUGAUGAUGUUAUUGGUAUCCACAUCACACCAAUCAUUUCAACAAGUGUCAUCUAAUUUAUGCCUGUCAAAUAUCAUCUGCUUCCUCCAAAAUAUCUUGCCUUUCAUGAGGAAAUGCUUUAGAGGAACAGCUGAAUCAGAUGGUGAGGGCACCAAUCCCAAAGUUGUCUUAGAAGCUUUGGUUAGCUUAAUGGCAUACUUCUGUACAGAAUGUGAUAAAAGGAUCUCGUUGCUCGAAAACAAGAUUUCUGAUUCCUACAAGCUGUUGGCAAGGAUACUACUUUUCUGUUUGGGAGAAUCCACUGCUCUCGCCAAACUUCUUCAUGAGAUUGGUUAUCGAAGUGAAAAUGGAAGUAGUAAUGAUUUGCUCAUUUGGGGCAGCUUCAGGCAUUGCGUACAGGUUAUUCAGGUUUCACUUCAUAGCAACAAUAUACAGGUGCAAAUGUUGGGUAUACAUGUACUGAGAAGCUGUGCACAGAAAGAGCUAACUGAAGGUUCAGAAACAACGACACAUUCUUUUAUGAUGUUCCUUGGGGAAUUACUGGGAGAUGUGUUUUCGGUGAUCCAAACUACAUUGAAGGGAUGUUCAAACAAGGAAUCUGUCAGUAUUAUUGAUGAAUGUUUGAAACUACUUCUCCUCUUCCACACACUAGCACAAUCUAAGAAAUACCAGCAAGAUGCUACGACUCUUUUGCUGGAGGCCUUACUGAUGGUUUUCUUUCUGUCCAGUGAUACUGGCUCACAGGAACUUGCUGAAGUAAACAUCAUUUCCAAGAAGUUGUUCUCCCAUUUUAUCCAGAUUCCGUCUUCUGCUAUACAGAUGAAAGAUAUGAUGCUUUCUGCACCACCUAAAAAGAGAGAACAGCUUCAGGACAUGGUCCGAGCUUCAGUCAGUCAAGGCCAGACAACGGUGCCGGUGAAUAUGAGUGCACACUCAGAGCAGAGUGUCCAGGAUAGUAUCAGUAUACAACCUGGGGCCGUUGCCGAAGUUUCUCAUGCUGAUGCAUCUCAAGAGAAGGAUGAACAAGAAGUUAAUGAUGAUGACUGGGAUGACGACUGGGAUACUUUCCAAUCUCUUCCAGCAACUGUUGCCAAUGAUGAUGUUGAUUCUGCUACAAUUGUUUCACCUGUGUCUGGAGAGAUCUCUCCUGCAAGUAGUCAUCAUGAACAGAUUCCUCAGGAAAACACUACUCAGGAUAGUAGUGAUGUGGACAUUGCAGCUGAUGCUAUGGAAGGCAGAACUUGUGUUGAUAAGGAACUCGAGGAACGCUCUGAUUUGCAAUGCUCAAGUACUGAACAACAGGCCAAAUGUGACUUCCCAGGGUUAUCCCAUGAAGAUAGCGACAAACCAGCAAGAUAUCAAACAGUUGAUUGCACAGAGCCAUUGGCUCAUAUUGAGAUGCCAGAUGAACUGCAGCAGGUUCAUGACCACCAAUUCGGUACUAAAGAAAUAAAGAGUAACGACCCUGACUUACCAAAUGAAGGCACUGAUCUAGCAAGUGAAGCGAACAAAGGUGUUUCUGUAGAAAUUCAAGGGAUUGAGGGAGAUGUCCUUGAUGAAAAUAUUGCUUCUAGAGAUGAUUCCAUAAGCGGUUCAAAUAAUCUGUCAGAUAUUACGGAGGAUGAGGCCAACAAAGGCAACAACAGCAGCAGCAGCCUUUGUCCCAAGCAAGUUGGGGGUAGGCAUCAAUAAUAUAUUGAGGGUUGACGACAAGUUCUCUAAGGUUGACAACAAGGAUUGCAGAGAAGUGUUGUCAGGUUGCUCUCAUGAUGCUAACAUAACAGAUGUUAGCAUGUCAUGAAAUUUGAUCAGCAAGAGUGAAGGAAAUGAGCAUCCUGUGGAUGUCGACACCAACCCAGAAUCGUCUGAGGAUGGAAUGUCAGAUUCUAGGUCAUAAUUGAGAUGAACUUACUUGCAACCAACCUAGAUCCUUUGAGAAAUUGUAAAGGAAAUUGCGUAUUAGAAUUCAGGAAAUAAACAUAAAGAAAGCUCCUUGUAUAUGGACCUCAUUGCUUGAACUCAAGUGAUACUGUUGAAAUAUGAGUGCGCACAUUUGCAGUCCGAAAGAACCGUUUGCACUGUGAUGUGAGGCAAGCAGCAUAAGCAGCCAUGCUCCAUGGUGCAGAUUUUAUUUGUAUUGGCAGCAAUGAAGAGCUAGUUGCAGUGUAAUUUUGUUUCCCGGUACAUUAAGAUGGACUUCUAGACUUGCCACACAGACUAUACACUUGUAACUACUGUUUGAUCUCAUCUUUGUGUUGGGUUGCAUGUUGUACAAAUUCAGAACAAAACAUUCUUUGGAUACUCGAGACACUAGAGACGGUUUGUACAUCUGUAUGUAAUGUCUUAUCUCUUGUUUGUGUUGGGUACGAAUGAUUGAUCUCAUGUUUGUAUUGGAUGCAUGAUGCUGACUAAUUUCAUGUUUGUGUUGUGAAACAUGUAGAUCAAAACAUUCUUUA